AGAAGGAGGAGCUUCCAGUGAGCUGCUUCACCUGGUUCUCCGAUGAUGUGUUGUUGUCUGCCUAGGUAUGUAGGGUGAGUGAACUCCCAUCCGGAUUCAAGAUUACAUCGAAAUCUGCACUCGGUUCUCAACUGGGAAGCCGGUGUACGUACGUGCCAACGUUCUCAUCAUGGCAGUCUCAGAGUCACAGAGAGGAGCACACAGGUUAUAAGAGCGACGUUGGAUCAAAUACAACCAGUAAUACAUCUAGCAAUGAGAAAGGACAAUACACCGAUGCUCUGAAGUGCCCAUGCCCUGCUGAAUCCCCCCAACGCCCGAAUCAAAAGAAAAUACCAAACAAGAAUGCAGUCAAAACCAACCACCUCCACCCUGAACCUGCUGUUGCAUCGUGAGAAAAGGCGAAGGGUCAAGGGUCAGCCCACGUUGUCUCCUUCCCGCAAACGAGAAAACCCAGUUGUCAGUGUGGCCUCGGGAUACCAGAGUAAACCAAAAAGAGCCUAUCCAGUGGGUUCGUAUAGAAGAAAAUGUUCUCAGUGAAUGCGAAUUCCAAAGGCCACCAACCGGACUGUUCGCCGUCCAUAUAGGAAGAAUGGUCCAAAGCAGACCCCCGACCCCUUUCUGCAACGAUUAAGGUCCUUGUCCCCCCCCCCCCCCC
Sodiomyces alkalinus F11 is the source of this 655-nucleotide messenger RNA. RefSeq lists its product as hypothetical. NCBI's taxonomy places the organism in Eukaryota, Fungi, Ascomycota, Sordariomycetes, Glomerellales, Plectosphaerellaceae. The transcript has a single exon. The coding region runs from base 343 to 537 and encodes 64 amino acids. The record is from RefSeq and is a predicted model, not a curated record.